GAGCUUUCAUCACAUCUUUUACGACAGGUGAAUCCCAAAGCAACUUUGUUAGUAUCUAUCGCGCAAUUGAGCGGAUGAAAUCUCCAUAUCGUUGUCUCACCACACCUUUCAAUAUCCUUGCCUGGGGAGCAAGUCUUGCAUGCCCGUAUUUGCACGGGGAGCCACGAGGGCCUCCCCGAUUGGGCACAUUGCUGUUACACGCACUUUCUACCAACAUGUAACCCCGCUCUCCGUUCAAAGACCGCGACACCUCCAUAUACCCCAUCUCUAUCGGUCUGUAUAGGACCCCCUCAAACCGUACAUGGCUUUCUCACGCGAGAUCUGGACUUUGCUCGCUAUCCUCCUAAUAGGAUAUGCUUUCAUAUCAAGGCUCCGCACUUGGUUCCGCCUGCGCCAUAUUCCAGGCCCACCUUUCGCUGGGUUCUCGAAAGCCUGGCUCCUCAGGAAGGCAAUAGGCGGUCGCUUCCAUCUAGAUACGGCUGAAGUGUGCGAGAAAUACGGUUCACUCGUGCGACUCGGCCCAAAUGAGCUCUUCACGAGCGAUCCCACAAUUUUGAGGCGGAUGUCCGCUGUUCGGUCACCCUAUCGGAAAUCGGAAUGGUAUGACGGUGCACGCCUUGAGCCGGAAUACUUCUCCAUGUUCUCGGAGAUGAACGAGGAACGGCAUUUGGAGCUUCGAGCAAAGUGCGCCGUGGGAUAUGCCGGCAAAGAUAAUGAGUACCUGGAGAUGUCCAUCGACGACAAUAUCGCUAAGCUCGUGCAAUUCCUAGACUCUAGAUAUGUGUCUACAUCAAUGGAAUUCAAGCCCGCGGACAUGGCUGCCAAGUUCCAGUUUCUUACUCUUGAUAUUAUUUCUAAAAUCGCGUUCGGGACAGCGUUUGGAAAUCUAGAGGCUGAUGAUGAUGUGAGCUCGUAUGCGAAGACCAUGGAGGAUUUGUUUCCCUUGGCUACCCUGCUCGGGACCUGGCCUGCGCUCGCGAAGGUGUUCUUCUGGAAACCUCUCCGGCGGUUCCUCCCGAAAGAGACGGACACCGUUGGUAUGGGCAAAUUAAUGGGGAUUGGGAAGCAAGUAGUCGCGGAGAGAUUCGGUCCAAAUAAGAAAGUCAAGCGGGACAUGCUGGGCUCCUUUCUCGCUCACGGCCUCACGCAAAGGGAAGCACGGUCCGAGUCUCUUCUCCAAAUAGUAGCAGGCUCCGACACCUCCGCAACAGCCAUGCGCGCCACCCUCCUGCACAUCAUCACCAACCCCACCGUCCAAGCAAAACUCCUUAACGAGCUCUCCUCUUCCAACCUAUCUUCCCCCAUCACCGACGCCGAAGCCCGCAAACUGCCUUACCUACAAGCAGUCAUCAAAGAAGGGCUCCGCAUCUCCCCUCCCGCCACGGGCUUUAUGUCGAAAACCGUGCCCAUUGGCGGCGACACUCUUCGCGGGUUGUUCGUACCUGAAGGAACGAUGAUUGGCUGGAGUCCAUUUGGAGUGAUGCGGAAUCAGAUCUUGUGGGGGGAAGAUGCGAUGGUUUUUCGCCCCGAGCGCUGGCUUGAAGGGAACCCGGACCAGAUUGCAAUGAGAGAGUUUGACGUGGAGUUGUGUUUUGGGUAUGGGAGGUAUCAGUGCCUUGGCAAGAACAUCGCGGGGAUUGAGCUGAAUAAGGUUUUCGUUGAGCUGCUACGUAACUUUGAUUUCCAAAUCGUGGAUCCCACGAGCCCGUGGAAGUGCUUUAAUGCUGGCUUGUUUCUGCAGAGUGAUUUUUGGGUGAGGGUUACGAGGAGGGUGCCGAGUUUCUGACUUUCUAAUUAUUUGCUGGCAAUGAGGUGAAAACUGUGUGCAAUGCAUAUCUUUCAUUGAUGCGGUCGGUGGUGGCAAUGCUUCUUUUCGAGUGGCGGGCGCGAAUCUGAUCAUUUGGGAGCUUCGAGAGGAAGUGCAGCCCUCCUUUCGCUUCUUUUUCCAGCUUGCACUUUGCAAUGGGGCUUCUU
Hyaloscypha bicolor E is the source of this 1974-nucleotide messenger RNA. Its product is annotated as pisatin demethylase. NCBI's taxonomy places the organism in Eukaryota, Fungi, Ascomycota, Leotiomycetes, Helotiales, Hyaloscyphaceae. Gene Ontology annotation, molecular function: iron ion binding; monooxygenase activity; heme binding. The coding region runs from base 302 to 1786 and encodes 494 amino acids. The transcript has 6 exons. The record is from RefSeq and is a predicted model, not a curated record.